AUGUUGGAAGCGAUGGAAGUGUCAAAUGAGACGACAAUCCGCGACUCAAAUGAAUGCAAAGUUUUGUUUACAAACACAUCGAUAGGGGAUGUGUUGAGCGACGCAUGCUCGGAAAUCGACGACACCUUAAAGCGGAUCCAUUCCUCACACAAAGGGGUGAUUGGAGUGAUUGUCGUGGACUCGGAUGGCGUU
This is a messenger RNA of Oppiella nova, 192 nucleotides long. The record is from the annotation of a GenBank genome assembly. NCBI's taxonomy places the organism in Eukaryota, Metazoa, Arthropoda, Arachnida, Sarcoptiformes, Oppiidae.